CACCAAGCUUAUGAUACUAUCUCAUUCUUAAACAACAUGCAAUUCAAUGCCAAAAUAAGUUUCUUCAAAUCAUCCAAACCUUCUCCUAUUUUCACUUCAUUUUGUUAAUCCAAUAACCUUUACGUGAAUCCUUCUCAACCCAAAAUAAAAACCCCAUUCAUACCCAAAUUCUCAUAGCUUCACGUCACACUUUCUUUCGCUCCAAUGGAACCUCUUACUUACCUCUUCUUUCCUCUUUUUCUUCUAGGCUGUUUCUCUCCGUUAACACUCUCACGAACCACACGGCACACUCCCAAAACGACACUCCUCGACGUCGUUUCCUCGCUUCGAAACGCGCACAAUGCCGUCGCUUCACCCCAUUACCACCCUCUCCAACAACAGCAAGAACCCUCUCCUCUAUCGUCGUUCGCUGUUCAGCUACAUUCCCGUGCCUCAAUUAAAAAACCCUCGCACAGCGAUUAUAAAUCCCUAACCCUUUCUCGUCUCGAACGCGACUCAGUCCGAGUCAGGGCUCUGCAAACUCGUUUAGAUCUUGCUUUGAACCGCGUCUCGAACUCGGAUCUCCUCCCGGCCGAGUCACGCCCCGAGUUCGAAGCCAACGCACUCCAGGGCCCAAUCGUCUCGGGAACGAGUCAGGGAAGCGGUGAGUACUUCCUCCGAGUUGGAAUCGGAAAGCCACCUAGUCAAGCCUACGUGGUUCUUGAUACAGGAAGCGACGUCAGUUGGAUCCAAUGCGAGCCAUGCUCCGAAUGCUACCAACAAUCCGACCCCAUAUUUAGCCCGCUUUCGUCCUCUUCCUACUCGCCGAUCCACUGCGACGCCCCGCAGUGUAAAUCCCUCGACCUCUCCGAGUGCCGCAACGGAACCUGCCUCUACGAAGUCUCAUACGGCGACGGAUCUUACACUGUGGGCGAGUUCGCAACGGAGACUGUCACUCUCGGCGCAUCGGCAGUAUCCGGCGUCGCCAUUGGCUGCGGCCACAAUAACGAAGGACUAUUCGUUGGCGCUGCAGGUCUGCUCGGUCUCGGCGGCGGAAAGCUCUCGUUUCCGGCGCAGGUCAAUGCGACUUCGUUUUCGUACUGUCUCGUGGACCGUGACUCCGACGCCGUUUCCACUCUUGAAUUCGACUCGCCGAUGCCGCGCAACGCUGUCACCGCGCCGCUGUUGCGGAACCAAGAGCUCGACACGUUCUAUUACCUCGGUUUGAAAGGAAUCAGCGUUGGCGGAGAGACUCUCCCGGUACCUGAGUCGAGCUUUGCUGUCGAUGCCACCGGAGGAGGCGGCAUCAUUGUCGAUUCCGGCACGGCCGUGACACGGCUACGGAGCGAGGUGUACGAAGCGCUCCGCGACGCGUUCGUGAGGGGGGCGCAGGGGUUGCCGAAGGCGAACAGUGUGUCGUUGUUCGACACGUGCUACGACUUGUCGUCGAGGAACACUGUGGAGGUGCCGACUGUGUCGUUUCAUUUUCCUGAGGGGAGGGAGUUACCGUUACCGGCGAAGAAUUACCUGAUACCGGUUGACUCGGUUGGGACAUUUUGCUUCGCGUUUGCACCAACGACGUCGUCGUUGUCAAUCAUUGGGAACGUGCAGCAACAAGGGACACGUGUCGGUUUCGAUAUCGGUAACUCGCUCGUUGGAUUCUCUGCCAACAGCUGCUAAUGAAAGGGUGGGUGUAAGCGUAUGACAGAAGAAUCUCGUGAUUACUUUUAUUUGUAUUUAAAUUAAUUUAAUAUUUUGUUUUUCUAAUUUGUAAUGUAACGGUGGGUAAGGGUAAUUGGGUAAAAGCAUUUCUUUUUUCAAUUGUAACGUGUGGGCCCAUUUGGAUAAGGUACAAUGUAAGUUGGGCCAGCCGAAUGGUGCUAAAUUGUAGAAUUAAUGAGUGAGGAAGUGGUGCUUAUGCAAUGGCGAGGGUUGCCUGAGAA
Molecule: messenger RNA, 1922 nt
Organism: Vigna umbellata (rice bean)
Lineage: Eukaryota; Viridiplantae; Streptophyta; Magnoliopsida; Fabales; Fabaceae
Product: Eukaryotic aspartyl protease family protein
Biological process (GO): proteolysis
Molecular function (GO): aspartic-type endopeptidase activity
Source: RefSeq, a predicted model, not a curated record